CUGAUCCAAGCACCAAAACCCAGUUCAGCUUGCUGAUCAGCAACUGUGAGCUCCAGUUGGAGUUCAAACUUUUUGAUGUUGAUCGACUUUUAACUCCUCGCAUUGAUUAUGAUAAAGACAAGAAUGAGGUGAUAAUCUCCCCUGGAGUGACAACUGGAGAGCAACUGAAGCUGUUCAUGGACAAAAAAGUCUGCUGAUGUGAUUGCGCAGAACUUCACCUAUGGAGGUGUGCUGGCAACUGGCUCACAUGGUACUGGAAGGGACCAACCGAUUAUGUCCGACUAUAUUACGCGAAUGAAACUAGUUGGGCCAGAUGGUGAAACCCGUACCUUCCCCGACGAUUUCAAAGGAGUUAAACUCCCAAAGGGGGUCACAGUUGACGAUGCAAUGAAUGCACUGCGAGUCCAUUUGGGUGUGUUCGGAGUGGUCGUGGAGAUAACGCUGAAAGUUGAGCCAAUGGUUUCAUCCGAAGUCCGCAAUUACUACCCCCAAGUCGGACAGCUCUUCUACGGCCCAAAUCCUGAAAUCAAGAAGAUUGUGAAGGAAAAUUGGUCGGUUCAGGUCCUGUGGUUUCCCUUCAACAGCCUCGGUUUGGUGGCGGGACUUAUUCAGGGGCUACCUUUGACCAAUAUCUGGCAGCCUAGGACGGACGAAGUGUGGAUGCACACCGUCAAUAUUGUUGACACCUACGCGGAGUCCAACAGGUGUGUGAAAAAUGCACUACCAAAAAUUUGUAAGGAUGUUUUGUACAGCCAGCAUAGCUCCAAAGAUCAUCAUCAGAGCAACAUGCCUGUUAAAAAGUAAUGCGCUUCAAUGUGGCCAUUUGCCCUUACAAGUCUGC
Molecule: messenger RNA, 841 nt
Organism: Geodia barretti
Lineage: Eukaryota; Metazoa; Porifera; Demospongiae; Tetractinellida; Geodiidae
Source: the annotation of a GenBank genome assembly